Lolium rigidum is the source of this 1491-nucleotide messenger RNA. Its product is annotated as adenine DNA glycosylase-like. The coding region runs from base 1 to 1371 and encodes 456 amino acids. Gene Ontology annotation, cellular component: nucleus. The record is from RefSeq and is a predicted model, not a curated record. Gene Ontology annotation, biological process: mismatch repair; base-excision repair. The transcript is spliced from 7 exons. NCBI's taxonomy places the organism in Eukaryota, Viridiplantae, Streptophyta, Magnoliopsida, Poales, Poaceae. Gene Ontology annotation, molecular function: purine-specific mismatch base pair DNA N-glycosylase activity; 8-oxo-7,8-dihydroguanine DNA N-glycosylase activity; oxidized purine DNA binding.
AUGGCCAAGAGCCCUAAGGGCAAGGUCACCACCAGUCGGCGGCCCGCCAGAAAACUGCAGGCCGGCUCCGCGGACAUCGAGGACCUGGCGACCUCCGCGGCCCUGGUGGGCCCCGCCUCGGCGCCGGCCGCGCUGCGUUCCGGGUUGCUCCGGUGGUAUGACGCGCACCGGCGCGACCUUCCGUGGCGAUUCUCCGCUGCGCCGGGCCGCGAGGGCAGGGAAAAGAGGGCGUACGCGGUGUGGGUGUCGGAGGUGAUGCUGCAGCAGACGAGGGUGCCCGUCGUCAUCGACUACUACUCCCGCUGGAUGGAGCGGUGGCCCACCGUGGAGACCCUCGCCGCCGCCACGCAGGAGGAGGUGAAUGAGAUGUGGGCUGGGCUCGGGUACUACAGGAGGGCGCGGUUUCUUCUGGAGGGAGCAAAGCAGAUUGCGGAAAAGGGGGAAUUCCCUAGCACAGCAUCAACACUUCGUCAGGUUCGCGGCAUCGGAGACUACACAGCAGGAGCUAUCGCGUCUAUAGCCUUCAAUGAGGUCACCCCACUUGUCGAUGGAAAUGUUGUACGUGUUAUCAGCAGACUUUUUGCUAUUGCUGAUAACCCAAAGGAAUCGUCAACAAUAAAGAGAUUCUGGGAGCUUGCUGGUCAACUGGUUGAUCCAUCAAGGCCAGGAGACUUCAACCAAGCAAUGAUGGAAUUAGGAGCAACAUUAUGCAGCAAGACCAAGCCUGGUUGCUCAGAGUGCCCUGUCUCUAGCCACUGCCAAGCGCUUGCGCUUUCCCAGGAAAAUCCAUUGGUUGGAGUUACAGACUAUCCACGGGUGGUCCCCAAAGCCAAACCACGUCAUGAUUUCGCUGCUGUUUGUGUUGUUCAAAUUGCACAAGGUUUAGAGCAAGAAAUGGCAGCAAGCCAAUGUAAUCUCUUUCUCUUGAUAAAGAGGCCAGAAGAGGGCCUGCUUGCUGGGCUCUGGGAGUUCCCAUCGGUUCUUGUUGAUGAAAGUAAGACCGAUUCGCUGAACAGGAGAAAAGAGAUGGAUAAUUAUUUAAAGCAGUGGCUUGAUUUAGACGUUAAACGUAAAUAUGAUGUGGUCCUCAGGGAGGAUGUUGGUCAGCAUGUUCACAUUUUCUCCCACGUUCGCUUGAAGAUGCAUGUGGAGCUGAUGGUUCUCAAGAUCCAAGGUGAUGUAGGUCAAGUGUGCAACAAGGGACAAGAUAGCAUGAAACUGAAACUUGUCGAUGAAAAUUCAAUCGAUUCCAUGGGCUUGACAUCUGGAAUUCGGAAGGUUUACAACAUGGUGAAGGCUUUUAAGGAGAAAAAGCUAUUGGAGCAAAGCCAAAUACCCACGAGGAAAAGGAGUAGACGGCAAAAGCAGUAACAUAAGCCUUAGUUAACGUAACUUGUAAAAUUAUUUUGUAUGUACCUAGAUUGCUGAUUAACACAUUAGCAAACCAUUGGUCGUAAUGUCAUUCAGAUUCUAGCAUUCCUUCUGAAAACU